GAGGCCAAGAAGAAGAACAAUGCCAAAAAAAUAUAAAAUUAAGGAUGUUGAUCGAUCUGAGCUUCACAUUAUUCAGUAUCUCAGUGAUCCUGAUUAUAAAUCAAGAAUGUUGACAUGUAACCAUCCGAUUCCUCCGGAUCGGUACAACGAUAGGGUGGAGGAUCAUUUGCGAAUGACCGGGUUCUAUCAUGUGUCUCAGAUUGGGAUAGUGCAGUGUCAGAAAGCAUUGGUAAACGCUCUAAUCGAACGUUGGCACCCUGACACCCAUACUUUUCACCUUCCCAUUGGUGAAUGUGCUGUGACAAUGGAGGAUGUAGCUUUAAUUCUUGGUCUUCCCACAGAUGGUCUUCCAGUAACAGGGAUGACAAUUAGUAGUUUUGAUGCCUUGGAGGCCGAGUGUUUGCUUCAGUUUGGGGUUGCACCGCGAAAGGAUGAGUGUAGAUCUAGCUGCAUAAAACUGACGUGGCUGAGGAAUCUAAAAGAGAAUUUAGAAUUGACUGAUGAAAUAAAUAUACAGAGGUAUGUUAGGUGCCACAUUAUGUUGCUGAUCGGAACGAUCCUGUUUGGGGAUAAGUCAGGGGCAGGUGUUCAUUGGAAAUUUCUACCCUUGCUACGUGACUUUGUCAAUAUUGGGAAGUAUAGUUGGGGGUCGGCAUGCCUAGCGCACCUUUACAGGGCGUUAUGCAGGGCAUCUCGUUAUAACUGUAAGGAAAUAGAUGGUCCACUAACACUUCUGCUCGUAUGGGCUUGGUUCCGACUGCCAUAUCUAUCUCCGGUUCCUAGAGAACCCCGCAGUUUUCCACUAGCAAACAGGUAAUAUUAUGUUACAAUGUACUCAUUUCUUGAUAUUUAAGCUUCAGUUGAGCUAAUUGAGAACAUCAUAUUAGGUGGCGUAACUGGGAGCGUGGCGACCGAAGAUUUAGAUAUUUGAAGCUAGAUCACUUUAGGAAGGCAUUUGAUGAACUUCAGGAAGGGCAGGUGUGUUUUAGUUUAACAAGUUUUUUACAAAAGCAUGAUGCAAUUUUAUUUUUUAUAUGAAUUGUUGGCUGUAAUGAUGAGUAUCCCUUAUUUUUCCAGUUUGUCUGG
Arachis ipaensis is the source of this 1086-nucleotide messenger RNA. The record is from RefSeq and is a predicted model, not a curated record. Lineage: Eukaryota; Viridiplantae; Streptophyta; Magnoliopsida; Fabales; Fabaceae.